UUGAACUUCUUGUUCUGCAUGAGGACGAUUUUAAUAUCAUUCUACGGCCGACGAUGGCAAAGCAAUGGAUUGAAAGGAAGGCAGCCAUUUCAUCAUUGGAGUAUUUUAAGUAUUUAAGUCAUGAUCAGAUUAUUACAGCAUGCAAAUUAGGCAUUAUUCGUCAGUUUGAUCCACUGGAAACAAUAUAUUAUGAAGAUAAAGGUCAAAUUAGUUACGUACAUUUCGUAAUUAGUGGGGAAUGCAUGAUUUUACAAUGUCUAAAAAUGAAGGUUACUACUAAAGCCGGCGGUAAAUCUUUUGAACUCUUUGAUACUUCUCAAAACGAAGGCGAUAAUCUACUAUUUCAAGAUUCCGCUUUAAACAGUUCUAAAGAUGGCAUCUUUCGCAAUAUAUCGUCGUAUUUUGAUGCGAAUUAUGAAAUAAUGUCUGAAGAGGAUGAUAAAAAUAAAAAAGGAAGUCGACUGGUAAGAUAUUUUAAUAAACUAUAGUUAGAACUUCCCAGCGAUGUACAAAUGGGUAUUCCCUCGCAUAUAAUAUUCAAAUCAACAAAGUUAAUAAUAA
This is a messenger RNA of Bactrocera latifrons, 561 nucleotides long. RefSeq lists its product as uncharacterized. The record is from RefSeq and is a predicted model, not a curated record. NCBI's taxonomy places the organism in Eukaryota, Metazoa, Arthropoda, Insecta, Diptera, Tephritidae. The transcript has 3 exons. The coding region runs from base 54 to 488 and encodes 144 amino acids.